CGCACGCGGCGCACUCAUCCCUCUCCUCUCUCCUCUCCUUGUCGAUCGCGUCGCGCAAUGCGCAUGCCGCAGCUCGCUACUACCCACGUUCUCCCUCAUCACCUCCUCUCGCCAUCGCUGAUAACCGACUCCUCCUCCUUCUCGUCCUCGUCUCUCGUCUCUAUAAAAAACCCCGCCUCCGCGACCCCGGCCCCGGCCACGACCCAAUCAAUCGAUCCAGCACAGUUAGUGGAGCCAGCAGACCGAGGCCAUCGAUCGCCACCGCCGAAACCCUCCCUCCAGUCGAUGGCGACUGGGUCCGCGACCAAGGACUCCGCCGCCGCACCUCGCCGUUUCGCCUUGGCCUGCGGCGCGCUCAGCCAGUUCGUCAAGGCGUCUGGCGCGGCGGCGAGCGUGGCGGCUGCAGCGCAGGAAACCCACGGCCCGCCGGCCGAGGGUGCGCAGCAGCUGACGAUCUUCUACGGGGGGAGGGUGGUGGUGCUCGACGGCUGCACGCCGGCCAGGGCCGCCGAGCUGAUCCUGUACGCGACGGCGGCGGCCACGCCAGCUGCGCUGCCGCCGAUGCUGGUGGACGUUCCGAUAGCGAGGAAGAUGUCCUUGCAGCGGUUCCUCUCGAAGCGCAAGGACAGGUGCGUCCCCGAGGUCGAGAUGGCGCCGCCGCCGCCGCCGGCGAAGAAGGGCAAGACGGAAGCUUCCUCCUGGCUCGCCCUGGGUAGCUUAGGAGACAUGCACGCGCAGUGAUCGGAUUCAUCGCAUCAACAUGACAACAAUAACCUACGUACACGUGUACCGAGCUGCGACCUGUGGGAUGCAUGCAUGCUCCCCUCCGUGCGAGCGCGGUGUCUUAGUUUGAUCGUCGUACCCACGGCCAAGUACCCCACUAAAAUUGUUGAACUGCGUGAAUAUUUAUAUGCGCAUUGUAUGUUUCUUAAUUAGUAUGUACUACCUUGGUUCCAAUAAAUAAAUUUUUUCUUCUUCUAAAA
Messenger RNA from Lolium perenne, 983 nucleotides. Its product is annotated as protein TIFY 11a. Lineage: Eukaryota; Viridiplantae; Streptophyta; Magnoliopsida; Poales; Poaceae. Gene Ontology annotation, cellular component: nucleus. Gene Ontology annotation, biological process: response to wounding; regulation of jasmonic acid mediated signaling pathway; regulation of defense response. The record is from RefSeq and is a predicted model, not a curated record.